Molecule: messenger RNA, 561 nt
Organism: Pyricularia pennisetigena
Lineage: Eukaryota; Fungi; Ascomycota; Sordariomycetes; Magnaporthales; Pyriculariaceae
Exons: 1
Coding region: 1-561 (186 amino acids)
Source: RefSeq, a predicted model, not a curated record
AUGCAGCGCUUCUUCUUCCCCCGAAGCAAGUCUCAGUCUCACCGCCGGUCUUCAUCUCAAAACCAGACCGUCAUCAGUAACACAAGAAACAUGUCCUCCGGCGUGGGACAUGGCCAUGGAUAUGGCCAACAGAACUGUGCUCGCAGCAGCAGCCGUCGGCACUCGUUGAGCUCCAGCCCUUCCUAUGUCCCCUUUAACGACCUUCUAAGGGUUCUCAAGCAGAGCAGCCCUUUCCUCACGAUGGACCUGGUCGACUCGCCUACAGGACUACUGCCUCAGUCUGGCAGCAGACCUGGCCCGAUCCCGUUUGACACUAGCGUUCAGAUGACCAUCAUCGACGACACGGUUACCAACGACCGCGCCCUCUUCUACGUUGUCACGUGCUCGCUGGACGAUCUGGAACGCGUUCUUUACGCCAUAUGCCCCCCCAGUGACAAGAUCAUCAAGUUCAGCACUAUCGGCAUCCCUUCCAUGCCCCUGAGCUCAACGGAGGCUCUUGACAACUUUCUGCGUCACGGAUACUCUGUCACGCUCGAGAUUGGCUGGAAACACUUAUAUUGA